AUGUCAAGCCUAUACAUUAAAACACCGCUACAUGCAUUAUCUGCUGGUCCAGAUUCUCAUUCAAAUGGCUCAUAUUAUGACAAUCUAUUAUUGCCUUCGUUUUCAAACUUAUCUCGUACUGUUAAUAAGAAUAAUAUCACGACCGAUAACAACAUAAAUUCAGCAAGCCCUAGGAAAUAUUCGUUUCACUCGCUCAAUGUGUCACCAAUUCUUCCCCCAAUGACCUUAGCUAACGAAAUACUCGGAAAGAAAUCAAAUACUGCCCCGGCAUCGCCACAUCAUAUGGCUUAUAAUCCAAUUUCCUCACUAACACCCGGUAAUUCACCAGAAUUCAACAAGGCAAGUUUAUCUCAAAUUAGUUUUACAAAUCCAUUAAACUAUGGGUCUGGCUCGGGACUUUCCUCUUAUUCACAACCUCGACUACCAUUGUUAGACAGGUUAUCAACAGUAUCUUUAUCCAAGAGACCAGAGCACCCGCAACAAAUUUUACCGUCAUUAAGACAUCUACAAUUAUUACCCAGUCCUCUCUUACAAGAAAACGCAGCACGCUUCCCUGAUACAUCAAAACGUACAUCUAAUUGGAAGACAGAUCUUACCCAUUGGUGUAAGGAUACAAAUUAUCAAGAUUAUGUUAAAAUACGCGAAGAAGUGGCCCAUUUCAAGCCACUAAGUAUACCAAACUUAAUUAAUCAAAAUAAUGAUUGUCUUGAAUACGGCGAUAAACCAGAGUCAACCAAGUCGUCCAAGUACCACUCACCGUCUAAUGGAACUUUCGCUCGUACCAGACUAAUUCCUUCAAUUCUAGAAGCUAAAGAUCAAUUUAAAGAUCUUUCGAACAAUGCAUGGAGUAUUACUCCCCCUGUCACACCGCCAAUGAGUCCACCAACGAAUAGAACCAUGGAGCGUACAACUUUUAGAGGAGUAGAUGCUUCCUUUUUUGAGGGAAAAUCUAGCAAUGAUGACACAAUAUUUAAUCCAAUAAUUAGCGAAAAGUUGGUUCAAGAAGUUAAACAGCAGAGACAAUUGCGUGGAAGUUCAUUUCCUAUACCUAAUGCCAGUCACAAAAAGACGAACAGUUUCAAAGCUCUACAAAUAAAAAAAUUACUUGCAAAUAGAGACAUUCUAUCGAACAAUUCCAAAUCUAGUAUAAGGAAACCAUCUAAGAACAAAAUCUCAAAGCAAGCACCAAAUGUUUUUGGUAACACUGCAAGACAAUUAGUCAUGAAACUCGACAACACUAAUUACAGCUCUGUAUCUGCAUCUUCAUCUCCGCCUCCUUCCACACCGACGAAAAGUGGCAAGGCAAGAUCAAGAUCAUCUUCACCUGUGCGUCCUAAGGCUUAUACUCCAAGUCCUAAAUCACCUAAUUACCAUAAAUUUGCUCUCGACUCUCCCCCACAAAGCCCUCGAAGAUCAUCGAAUUCGAGCAUGACGAAAAAAGGGAGUAGGAGAUCCAGUGGUUCAUCACCCACUCGUCACAACACAAGAGUGUGCGUAUCGUGUCAUUCUAGCGAUUCGCCUUGUUGGAGACCAUCGUGGUCGCCAAGAAAGCAAGACCAGCUUUGUAACUCUUGUGGCCUUCGAUAUAAGAAAACACACACAAGAUGUUUGAACGAUUUAUGUCGUAAGAUCCCCACAAAGGGUGAAAUAAACAUUAUGAAAUCCAAUGGUAUAGAUAAAGAAUUUGUCCCUGAACGCAAUUGUGAAAUUGAAGGAUACCGUUGCUUAUUCUGUAAUUACAUAACUGAGACUGUAGAGAAUUGA
This is a messenger RNA of Saccharomyces paradoxus, 1764 nucleotides long. It is a transcript of the gene ASH1, whose product is annotated as DNA-binding transcription repressor ASH1. The record is from RefSeq and is a predicted model, not a curated record. Bases 1 to 1764 code for a protein of 587 amino acids. The transcript has a single exon. NCBI's taxonomy places the organism in Eukaryota, Fungi, Ascomycota, Saccharomycetes, Saccharomycetales, Saccharomycetaceae. Gene Ontology annotation, molecular function: zinc ion binding; sequence-specific DNA binding. Gene Ontology annotation, biological process: regulation of DNA-templated transcription.